Oncorhynchus gorbuscha (pink salmon) is the source of this 2039-nucleotide messenger RNA. Its product is annotated as GTP cyclohydrolase 1-like. The transcript is spliced from 6 exons. Gene Ontology annotation, molecular function: GTP cyclohydrolase I activity; zinc ion binding; GTP binding. Gene Ontology annotation, cellular component: cytoplasm. Gene Ontology annotation, biological process: tetrahydrobiopterin biosynthetic process; tetrahydrofolate biosynthetic process. Bases 280 to 1053 code for a protein of 257 amino acids. The record is from RefSeq and is a predicted model, not a curated record. Lineage: Eukaryota; Metazoa; Chordata; Actinopteri; Salmoniformes; Salmonidae.
UUGGGUAGACAGGCAAUGUUCUCCAUUGGCUUACAUACAACUGACAGAACGUGACGUACACAAAAUGCUCGACCAAUAGAAAUGCACGAGGAUUAUAUCGAUAUAAAGCCAUGGGGUACCAACCGUCUGAGAGUGAGUGCUUCAUGUACUUUGAUGCAUUCAGGUGAAGGCAGUGUACUCUGCAGGUGGGGCGUUCAAAAACAAAGCUGCGUCCAUUAAGCGAAAAACACUGGAAAGCCAUCCUCCAUUAUUGAAAAGACCUUACGUCAAUUCUGAACUAUGGAGCGCUCAAAACAGUGUCACGAUAAUGAAGCGGACAGUAAACCGACUACGAACGAAAGUUCUAUUAAUGGACACUUGGUAAAAAAAGACAACCAGAUCUUGGUAGGCCUAGCUCAAGGGACGGGGACGGCCGGUGAGUCGAGUUCGCACACAGGGUCCUCGGUGGUAGAGGGCUGGAAGCAUGAGCGCACCCGAAGUAUGGAAGACAACGAGAUCAACUUGCCUUGUCUUGCGGCUGCCUACACCACUAUUCUCCGGGGGCUCGGGGAGGACCCGCAAAGACAGGGACUUCUAAAAACUCCGUGGAGAGCCGCGACUGCCAUGCAGUUCUUCACCAAGGGCUACCAGGAGAAAAUCAUAGACGUGCUGAAUGACGCAAUCUUUGACGAGGACCACGACGAGAUGGUGAUCGUAAAGGACAUUGACAUGUUCUCCAUGUGCGAGCACCACCUGGUGCCCAUCUUUGGAAGGGUCCAUAUAGGCUACCUCCCCAAUAAGAGGGUGCUGGGUCUCAGCAAGCUGGCCAGGAUUGUUGAAAUCUACAGCCGUCGACUGCAAGUUCAAGAGCGGUUGACCAAACAAAUUGCUGUGGCGAUCACUGAAGCUCUGCAGCCUGCCGGGGUGGGCGUCGUCAUUGAGGCAACUCACAUGUGCAUGGUGAUGAGGGGGGUGCAGAAGAUGAACAGCAAGACUGUGACCAGCACCAUGCUGGGGGUGUUCCGGGAGGACCCCAAGACACGGGACGAGUUCCUCACCCUCAUCAGGAGCUGAGAGGGACAACCAGCCCACAAACCUGCUGCACAGCCCAACUCGGAUCCACUCUCCCUGUCACCUGGUUGGAGCAGCAGCCGGCACACAGCAAUUUCUGUACAAAGCCUAGAGUCCGGGCUUGGUAGGUGUGUGUGUGUGUGUGUGUUUUAUUCCUCCUUUAUUCCUCCUUCCAAAUCAUCAUAUGGUCAUGUAUGUAUUACUUAAUGCUGUCUGCAAGGUGGCAGGCUUAACCUAAAAAACACUAAUCAUUGAGCCAGUGUUUUUAUGGUUGCUUAAUUUUGUCCUUUAUUUUUUAUUUACUUUUAAUAAGAUUGAACUACCAAUUACAGUAAAGAUACUUACACCUACAUAGGAACAUCCUAAUAUUAAAAACAAUUUAUCAAUAUUGUUUUUAAAUUUUAUUCUGAUAUAUUUUUGCAAUAUAUUUUUAUCCAUGUAAGCUAGGACCAUAGGGUUUUAUUCCAAAAAGCAUUAUAGAUUCCGCUAUAUAAAUUAAGGUAAUUUUGCGUUUGAGCCGACGUACACUGAGUGUAAAAAACAACUUUAAGAACUGCUUUUUCCACGACAGACUGACCCGGUGAAUCCAGUUAAGAUAUGAUCCCUUAUCGAUGUCACUUGUUAAAUCUACUUCAAUCAGUGUAGAUGAAGGGAAGAAGACAAUAAAUAAUUAUUUUUAAGCCUCGAGACAAUUGAGAAUGUGUGCCAUUCAGACAUUGAAUGGGCAAGACAAGAUUUAAGUGCCUUUGAACAGGGUAUGGCAGUAGGUGCCAGGCACACCGGUUUUGUUGUGUCAAGAACGGCAACGCUGCUGGGCUUUUCACGCUUGACAGUUCUAAGAAUGGUCCACCUGAAACCCCACUUCUUUAAGGAAUACCUAGGAUAGGAUAAAGAAAUCCUUCUCACCCCCCCCCCCUUAAAAGAUUUAGAUGCACUAUUGUAAAGUGGCUGUUCCACUGGAUGUCAUAAGGUGAAUGCACCAAUUUGUA